Molecule: messenger RNA, 1371 nt
Organism: Onychomys torridus (southern grasshopper mouse)
Lineage: Eukaryota; Metazoa; Chordata; Mammalia; Rodentia; Cricetidae
Gene: Spr
Product: sepiapterin reductase
Exons: 3
Coding region: 192-980 (262 amino acids)
Biological process (GO): tetrahydrobiopterin biosynthetic process
Molecular function (GO): sepiapterin reductase (NADP+) activity
Source: RefSeq, a predicted model, not a curated record
CGGACAAGAGGAACCAGGCAGCGCUGGGAACAGGGACUGGGGUUUCCUGCCGGGCCACGCCUCCCUGGCUGCUAGCCCUUCUCUUCACUGCUACACUGGUGGAUGCUUGCCCGCUCUUCCGCUACACAAUGCCAAGGGUCGGCCCCGCCCCGUGCCGGUCCAGUAGCUGCGCGCGCCGCUGAGUUCCAGGCAUGGAGGGAGGCGGGCUGGGUCGCACCGUGUGCGUGCUGACCGGGGCCUCCCGGGGCUUCGGCCGCGCCCUGGCCCCGCUGCUGGCGCAGCUCUUGUCGCCCGGUUCGGUGCUGCUCCUGAGCGCACGCAGUGACUCGGCUCUACGGCAGCUGGAGGAGGAGCUGGGCGCACAGCAACCCGGCCUGCGAGUGGUGCGAGCAGCCGCCGACCUGGGCACGGAGGCCGGCGUGCAGCAGCUGUUGUGUGCCGUGCGCGAGCUCCCCAGGCCCGAGGGGUUGCAGCGCCUGCUGCUCAUCAACAACGCAGGUACUCUUGGGGAUGUUUCCAAAGGCUUCCUGAACGUGAAUGACCCAGCUGAGAUCAACAGUUACUGGACUCUGAACCUGACCUCCAUGCUCUGCUUGACCUCGGGGACCCUCAACGCCUUCCCAGAUAGCCCUGGCCUCAGAAAGACUGUGGUUAACAUCUCAUCUCUGUGUGCCCUGCAGCCCUUCAAGGGCUGGGCGCUGUACUGCGCCGGGAAGGCUGCUCGAGACAUGCUGUACCAGGUCCUAGCUGCUGAGGAACCCAGCGUGAGGGUGCUGAGCUAUGCUCCAGGUCCCCUGGACACAGACAUGCAGCAGUUGGCUCGAGAAACCUCCAAGCACCCAGAGUUAAGGAACAGACUGCAGAAGCUGAAGUCGCAGGGGGAGCUGGUGGAUUGUGGGACAUCAGCCCAGAAACUGCUGAGCUUGCUGCAAAAGGACACCUUCCAGUCUGGAGCCCACGUGGACUUCUAUGACAGUUAAGCCCAUGUUCUGCCACAGUGCCCCCCCCCCAACCCUGCUUAACACAAAUAAAAGCCCUCAGACACACCCAGCGGGGAGUGGCUGGCAUUACCAGUCAUCAGAGGCUUCUUCGGGGGCUUGAGAGAGAGUUGAUGGCUAUUAGAGUUCUCUGUCCUCAGGAAGAGAACUUUAGAACUGGGAAGAGGAGGAGAAGCUAAAACACUGGAGAGAAGAGGAGAUUGAGUGUCUUGUCUGUGGGGUGAGGAGGGUGUUACCUAAUGCAGAAAGAGGACCAGGGCAUCACAGCGAUGCUCCUUGAACUUCAUAUCUUUGUUCUUCUGCCGUCUUCCUCUGGUAGCCACUGUUUCUCCCUUGACUCUAGUCCAAAUACAUAGUUCUGAGUCAGAUGCAA